AUGUUGCGUGCUUUAUUAAAUAAAUUUUGGGAUGAAGAUGUUUGGCUGCCGCCGAAUACUACUUGGGAGGAUAUAACUCCAGGGCCGGAUAAGGCUGUGGUGUACGCGGAUUACAGACACCUCCUAUAUCCCAUCCCCUUGGCGUUCGUGUUAAUAGCUUUACGACAGGUAUUAGAAAAAUAUUGGUUUGCACCUUUCGGAAGGUCACUAGGUAUUAAGAACACAAGACCAAAGAAAGCUCCAAGUAAUUCAAAACUAGAAUUAGCAUACACCGAGUGUCCCAAAAUAAAACAUAAACAGAUAUGUGCUCUAGCGAAGCAGUUGGACAUGUCAGAGAGGCAGGUGGAGAGAUGGUGGAGGUUGAGGAGGAGCCAGGAUAAGCCAUCUACCCUUGUGAAGUUCUGCGAGAACAUGUGGCGGUGCACGUUUUAUUUGUACAAUUUUUCAUACGGAAUAUUCAUUCUAUGGGACAAGGAAUGGCUGUGGGACAUCGAUCAGUGUUACAUUGGUUAUCCUCAUCAGGGCCUCACUCCGGAUAUUUGGUGGUACUACAUGAUAUCGGCAGCCUUCUACUGGUCCCUCACCAUAUCUCAGUUCUGGGAUGUUCGUCGUAAAGACUUCUGGCAGAUGUUCGUUCACCACAUCGCUACCAUCUUGCUGCUGUCUUUCAGCUGGGUGUGUAACCUUCAUCGGAUUGGUACACUGGUGCUGCUGCUGCAUGAUUGUGCUGAUAUAUUCUUAGAGGCUGCUAAGGCGGCGAAAUACGCUAACUAUCAGAAGCUAUGUGACGCGAUAUUCACCGUGUUUACAGCGCUGUGGAUUAUGACCAGAUUAGGAAUAUAUCCUUUCUAUAUCAUAUGGAGUACAUCGAUUCGUGCCCCCAUGUUGCUACCAAUGUUCGCUGCCUACUACAUCUUCAACUCAUUACUGUGCCUCCUACUGGCUUUACAUAUGGUCUGGACGUGGCUCAUAUUACAAGUCGCCUAUAAAGCUAUCAAUGCUGGGAAGAUGGAAGGUGACAUAAGGAGUUCUAGUUCAGAAUUCAGUGACAGUUCACACCAGUCAAACCACAGUACGCCGAAUAGGAACAGCAAAAAGUAA
Messenger RNA from Danaus chrysippus (African queen), 1101 nucleotides. Lineage: Eukaryota; Metazoa; Arthropoda; Insecta; Lepidoptera; Nymphalidae. The record is from the annotation of a GenBank genome assembly.